Girardinichthys multiradiatus is the source of this 1442-nucleotide messenger RNA. Its product is annotated as ladderlectin-like. Bases 174 to 662 code for a protein of 162 amino acids. NCBI's taxonomy places the organism in Eukaryota, Metazoa, Chordata, Actinopteri, Cyprinodontiformes, Goodeidae. The transcript has a single exon. The record is from RefSeq and is a predicted model, not a curated record. Gene Ontology annotation, molecular function: signaling receptor activity.
AAAAUAAAAAUUAGUAGCUCAUUAACAGGAACAGGAUAAACGCCCUUUUUGAGGAAUAUAAAAGAAACCAGGUUAACUUCUGUCUCUCCAGAACUCUCUUCAACAUCCUUCCCUGCAGAUAAACUCCUGCAAGACAUCAAAAUCUCUCAGAACCAUAAACAUCAGACUCCAAGAUGAUCUUAUUGCUCUUCUUGUUUGGCCUUUCUUUGGCCGCUGUGGCUCCUUCAGACGGACAGGAGAUGAAGCUACUGCGUAACGGCUGCCCCUUGUUCUGGUACGGCUUCAACGGCCGCUGCUACAAGUACGUCGCCACAUUGAUGACGUGGGGUGAAGCAGAGCAGCACUGCCUGUCCCAAGAAGCCAACCUGGUGUCAAUCCACAGUCUGCAAGAAGAGAACUUUGUCAAAACGUUGAUCGGAAACUUUGAUCCUGCUCAGGGAGUCAACUGGAUCGGACUUACUGACGCUCAGAAGGAGGGAGCAUAUUUCUGGUCUGAUGGAUCUAAAUUGACCUUUAGUUUUUGGAAUGCAGGAGAGCCAAACAACUCCGGAGGACCCGAAUCGUGUGUGCACACUAAUUGGGGUUCAGCCAGGAAAUGGAACGAUAAAAUGUGCACAGAUAAAUACGCCUCUGUUUGUAAAGCUCGCCUAGCUUGUUAUUAGCUGUUAAAAUGUGAUUGUGAAUCUGCUCUGUGGUUUUAAAUGUGUUGAUCAGAAAAUAUCCGCCUUAACAUGAUGGAUAAAACAUGCAAAACCUUUUGUGCAAUUUGUUUUCUGGUAUAAUUUGACUUUUGUUUAUCAUUUUUUAUAAAUAUUCUUUUGUCUGUAAAGCUUGCAUAGUUUGCUGAGAUUGUUAUUCUUUAAAUGUGUUGAUCAGAAUAUAUCAACUUAACAUGUUGGAUAGAAAGUAGGCAAUUAUUUGUAUAAAACUUUCUUUUGAUGAAGUGUGAAGAUAUUUUUUUCUUCUUGAUCCAAUAAAAAAAAUUGUUGCUUUAAAGAAAUUCGAUUGAACUUAGUUUGUUUUAAACAAGAAAAUGUGUAGAAAGAGAUGAUGAUGUGUGUUUCACAGAUAAUGAAAAUGCUUAAUUUAUACAGUUGUUUUGAACCUAGAUUCAAAAGAACUUGCAAGGUAAAAGCUUGUUUUUGGUGGAGUUAAAAACAUGAUAAUGUGACGCACUGUAAAAAUUUCAAAGGGACAUUUAUUAAAAUAAAUGUUAACAUUUUAAAGCUCAGUAUUUGACAGGAUCCUGAGCACCUUUGAAAUUGAAUUUAUGACACUGAGAUGUUUAUUUCGGUGCAUCAAUAAAAAAUCUAAGGUAAAUAAAAAAAACUCUUGAUUUAUUCAUUUGUUGAGGUCAUAAGAUCAUUGUGAUCCUAAAAAUAAGACAAUGUUAGGGCACAAGAACUGAAACGCGAAUUUCAUCCAUUGAUUAAUAUAUUACA